GGUUGGGUUGGGGCCAUUUCCCUCAUACACAAAGCUCUUCGAUAACUACUAGGUACUGCUUUUCUUUCUUCUUCAUCAGCUAGCUGUACGUGUACGGUGCAUCAUUGUAUGGCAGCCAAUACCAAGACCCCGGUCGUGGUUGCUCUGAGCUUCGGCAAGCGUUUCUUCAACCUCAUCUGGGCGGCCUCCAACCCCCGCCAUCCCUCUCUCCCCUCUCCUCUCUCUACUAUCACUCUCAGGAGGGCUGAACACACCUCAGUGUAUGACAAGAAUCCCGAAGACCACACUCCGAAUGUGGUUCCAGACUAUAUAAUCUCACCUCAAUCUGAAACUUACUGGGCUCCACACCCUCAAACUGGAGUAUUCGGACCCUCUACUGAACAAACCUCGACUGUAGUUGGAGAGCGUGGCUUCCACUCUUCGUUUGUGAAUGGUGGUGAGGGAUCUGUGCUUGAGGAGAAGGCUUGGUUCCACCAUACCGGUGUCGAGGACUUGGAGAAGCCUCAUGCACUCUAACAACCCGCAACGUUGAGGGGGAGCCGAUUUAUAUAAAUAACUGAAUAAGUAUGGUAUAGAUGAGGCGCCUGUAGCCUAUUAUGCAGUAUUUUGGUGUAACAAACAAGACUGGUUUUCAUUUUCAUAGCAUGGCAAGUAGUGGAGUUGGUAGUGAUACAUAUUACAUAAGGGAAUGGUACUUCUGAAUCUCGAUAUCGAUAUCGAUGUGGUUGUGGCAGCUUAUGUAUGCACCAUACUUGCGUGUUGUCAAAGGCUUGGUUAU
Juglans microcarpa x Juglans regia is the source of this 778-nucleotide messenger RNA. RefSeq names its product late embryogenesis abundant protein At5g17165-like. NCBI's taxonomy places the organism in Eukaryota, Viridiplantae, Streptophyta, Magnoliopsida, Fagales, Juglandaceae. The record is from RefSeq and is a predicted model, not a curated record. The transcript is spliced from 2 exons. The coding region runs from base 109 to 516 and encodes 135 amino acids.